This is a messenger RNA of Benincasa hispida (wax gourd), 971 nucleotides long. Its product is annotated as Ribosomal L18p/L5e family protein. NCBI's taxonomy places the organism in Eukaryota, Viridiplantae, Streptophyta, Magnoliopsida, Cucurbitales, Cucurbitaceae. The record is from RefSeq and is a predicted model, not a curated record. Gene Ontology annotation, biological process: translation. Gene Ontology annotation, cellular component: ribosome. Gene Ontology annotation, molecular function: structural constituent of ribosome; 5S rRNA binding.
UCGUUCUUUCUCACUUCUGUUGUCGUGUCGCAGGCUCGCAGCCGCACAUCACCACCAACACACAGCUCUCUUUCUUCUCCCUCACUCCCUCCGGCAGUCCCACAAACAAGUUUCGUUCCAAUCAUUUUGUAUUCUUAGUCCUAUUUCGUUUUAUCCAUUUCGAACACAAGAAAUGAUUUCAAAUCCAUUUUGAUUCGAAAUCCUUACAAGUCCAUUGGUUCCAACAUAGAGGGUUUUAUCGCAGAAAUUUGUUUCGCCUUUUGAGUUCCCUUCGUUUGUGUCCUAUUGGGUGUUCAUACGAGUUGGAAUCAGGUUCUUUCAAUACAAAAGGGGGGUUAGCUAGUAAAAGGAGGAAAAGAUGUUGAGACACUUCCUUGGAAAUAUGCGGAAACAUGUGGUUUGUGCAUGUGAAGUGAACAGGGUCAGACCUUAUUUGCUUGUGCCAACAAGUGACUUUCAUAAGGGGGAGGUUCAUUAUGCACCCAGAAGUUUCUUUGGUGUAGAGGACUUCUUAGAUGAUGAUAAUAGUCGGCCAUAUACAUACCAGAAGGUGAAGAAAUCCAAGAAUCCAAAAAAGCAUAUAUCAUUUAAGCAACGGACGGUAGCCUACAUGGAACCAUUUACACUCGAUGUGUUCAUCUCAAAGCGGUUCGUUUCAGCAUCACUUACGCACAGGGUGACUUGCAAACAAGUUGCAGUUGCAGGUACUAACUCAAAAGAUAUCAAAGCUGUUCUCAAGUCUCGUUCAGAUAUACCUGCUUGUUUGGCCGUUGGCCGUAUUUUAGCUGAGAGGGCUAGAGAAGCUGAUGUUUAUACUGCUAGUUAUACUCCUAGGGAGAGGGACAAAUUUGAAGGCAAAAUAAGAGCCGUGGUUCAAUCUCUUAUUGAUAAUGGGAUUGAUGUUAAAAUUUAUCUCGAGUAAAACACAGCUUAUAUCGUUUAUGAAAUGACACUUCUGGAUCAUGGAUUAA